Messenger RNA from Arabidopsis arenosa, 757 nucleotides. NCBI's taxonomy places the organism in Eukaryota, Viridiplantae, Streptophyta, Magnoliopsida, Brassicales, Brassicaceae. The record is from the annotation of a GenBank genome assembly.
ACACACAAACAAAAGUAGUAGAAGAACCAACAAAAAUGGCAAACAUCUCACACUCGACGUUCAUGUUCUCCAUCAUUUUCCUCAUCUCGACAGCGACGGCUGCCACAUUCGAAAUCCUGAACCAAUGUAGUUACACCGUGUGGGCUGCCGCAAGCCCCGGAGGUGGCCGACGUUUAGAUGCCGGCCAGUCAUGGAGGCUAGAUGUCGCUGCCGGCACUAAAAUGGCACGGAUUUGGGGUCGGACCAACUGUAACUUUGACUCCUCGGGCCGUGGCCGAUGCCAAACUGGUGACUGCAGUGGUGGACUUCAAUGUACUGGUUGGGGACAGCCACCAAACACGUUGGCUGAAUACGCUUUGAACCAAUUCAACAACUUAGACUUCUACGACAUCUCCCUUGUCGAUGGAUUUAACAUUCCUAUGGAGUUUAGCCCAACUAGCUCGAACUGCCAUCGGAUAUUAUGUACCGCAGACAUAAAUGGACAGUGUCCGAAUGAGUUGAAAGCCCCGGGUGGUUGCAACAACCCGUGCACGCUAUCCACAAGACGACCCGCCAGCACUUUCACUUGCACCAACACUAACUACAGGGUCGUGUUUUGUCCUAGAGCUAGGGUCGCUGCUACUGGAUCCCACCAGCUCCCGAUCAAGAUGGUCACAGAAGAGAAUUAAUAGACUGGUAUCUACUGUAUGUAUCUGUGAAUGUGUGUUUAAGUUGGACAUAUUUCUCGCUUUCCGGUCAAUCAAUCUAAAAAUAACAG